AUGGCGGAACCUCACGACAACACAUCUGUGCCCGAGCACCAGCCCGAGGCUCAUAAUCUGGCACCACCUCCUGCGAAACAAUCAGUCCGAUCUUUCAAGAAGAAAUAUGCCAAGCUCAAAGUCAAGUUUGAGUUAGGCACACGCGAGAGCGAGAAGCUGAUUCGGGAGGAAUUGCGCAUUGAUGACCUAUCAAAACGCAUCCAGGAACAGAACGAUCAAUUACUCGAGGUCCUUCUCGAAUUCAACGAGAGCUUACAUGUUCCUCCUGAAAUGCGGUUCGGACUGAGCAUGCCGAAUGACCCUCCCUUGCACCCCGCCACAGAACAAGAGAUCUUACCUUUGAUCAACGAUGCAACCCUCGCAAAGCAGGCGUGGGCUGAGGCUAAGGCUGGACUUGCUGCCGGCAGUAUCGACACAAGCGCAUACCGCAUGAUUGAAGAAAACAUCAAGCGCAACAAAGCGUUUGCGCCGUCCCAACACUACGGCUCUCUAUCACAAACUGACCACGCCAGCCUGGAGGCUGCCGCUCAAGGCAGGAAAUCCGACAGCGACAGUGAGCGCCAGCUUGGAUACCUCACGCCCGAGCAUGAAACGGAGUUUUAUCUCGCUUUGGAUGCCAAGCUUGGUGACAAAGCCGCAGCGGCAGAGCUUGCCCGCAUCCCAGAUAGAGCAACUUUUGCAGAGCGCGAGCGCGAUCGGUCUAUCAGAAACCCGGCUUCAGUGUAUAACUGGCUGCGUCGCAACCAACCGCAAACCCUGCAAGACAAUGAGGGUGCUUCUGAGAAGUCAUCAUCGAGACCUUCCAACCAGCGAUCUUCCAAGCGAGCACCGGCUCAGCGCAAGGACGAGGACAUGUAUGAUGAAGAUGGAACUGAGACACAACCCACACCCAAGAACAAGCGCAAGCGCGAAGAGGAUACAGGGUACCGACCCAAGGGAGGCAGCAGCCGGUCCAAAAAGAAGAAAGAGGAGCCCAAUCCUAGUGCAAACAAAGCCGCCAAGAAACCUUAG
Messenger RNA from Penicillium brevicompactum, 1011 nucleotides. RefSeq lists its product as uncharacterized. NCBI's taxonomy places the organism in Eukaryota, Fungi, Ascomycota, Eurotiomycetes, Eurotiales, Aspergillaceae. The transcript is spliced from 3 exons. Gene Ontology annotation, biological process: chromatin remodeling. The record is from RefSeq and is a predicted model, not a curated record. The coding region runs from base 1 to 1011 and encodes 336 amino acids. Gene Ontology annotation, cellular component: Ino80 complex; nucleus.